CGAGUUGGCCCGUAAGCCUGCGCUCGCGAGGCAUCAGUGUGGGACACGUAGUGAGAAGGAGCGGGUCCCGAUGCUCCAGUCCCCGCAGCCCUGGGCGGAGAUGAAGGCGGACUCCGGCUGCCUCUGAUUUUUAAAAGCCCUUCUCAUUCAGGAGCUCGGUUGCCAAUGGUUAUCAAUAUGGCAGAUCCGUUAUCCCAAGCACCCGCGGCUGCAAAAAUGGCGUCACUGAACCGGGUCCGAGCUCUGGCGAUGAUUUUCUUGACUGUCACUGGCUGUUGUGUCACCCCGACAAGUGGCAAGGACGGGUCCGAGGAGACCGUCAUCAUCGGGCUCCGGCUGGAGGACACGGACGACAUUUCCUUCAUGGACCGGGGCUACCUGCGGGUGAGCGAGCGGUCCCGGGUCAAGCUGCGGGUGUACGGGCAGAACAUCAACAACGAGACCUGGUCCAAGAUCGCCUUCACGGAACACGAGCGGAGCCGGGCGGUGGGGAGCCUUGACAGCUCCUCGGGGGAGAACCAGAGCCAGGAGGACUCGUCCGGCUCGCAUCCCUGCGGCAUUAGGACUUCGGAUAUCAUUAUAUCGCCCAACAUGAUCCUGAACCGAAAGACAUCCGGAAUAGUUGAAAUCGAGGUCAAACCGCUGCGGAAGACGGAGAGGAGUAAAGCCUAUUACCUCUGCAUCGCCACCUCGACCCCGGCCGCGGCCGGGGUGCACGACCCGUGGACGGAGAACACCUGGAUCUACCACGACGGGGAUGACACCAAAGUGAUCGUGGUGGAGGAGAAAAAGUUUCUGCUGCCGUUCUGGCUGCAGGUGAUCUUCAUCUCCAUGCUGCUGUGCCUGUCCGGGAUGUUCAGCGGGCUCAACCUGGGGCUCAUGGCUCUGGACCCCAUGGAGCUCCAGAUCGUCCAGAACUGCGGCACGGAGAGGGAGAAGAACUACGCCAAAAAGAUCGAGCCGGUCCGGAGCCAGGGGAAUUACCUGCUGUGCUCUCUUCUGCUGGGCAACGUGCUGGUGAACACCACCCUGACCAUCCUGCUGGACGACAUCGCGGGCUCGGGGCUGAUCGCGGUGGUCAUGUCCACCAUCGGGAUCGUCAUCUUCGGGGAGAUCGUGCCGCAGGCCAUCUGCUCCAGGCACGGCCUGGCCGUGGGCGCCAACACCAUCUUCCUCACCAAGUUCUUCAUGCUGCUCACCUUCCCCGCCUCGUACCCGGUGAGCAAGCUGCUGGACUACCUGCUCGGACAGGAGAUCGGGACCGUGUACAACCGGGAGAAGCUGCUGGAGAUGCUGCGCGUGACGGACCCGUACAACGACCUGGUGAAGGAGGAGCUGAACAUCAUCCAGGGCGCGCUGGAGCUCAGGACUAAGACCGUGGAGGACGUGAUGACCCCGCUCAGGGACUGCUUCAUGAUCCCCGGGGACGCCACCCUGGACUUCAACACCAUGUCCGAGAUCAUGAAGAGCGGCUACACGCGCAUCCCGGUGUUCGAGGGCGAGAGGUCCAACAUCGUGGACCUGCUCUUCGUCAAGGACCUGGCCUUCGUGGACCCGGAUGAUUGCACCCCGCUCAAAACCAUCACUAAGUUUUACAGCCACCCGUUGCACUUUGUGUUCAAUGACACCAAGCUGGAUGCGAUGCUGGAGGAGUUUAAGAAAGGAAAAUCCCACCUGGCCAUCGUGCAGAGGGUGAACAACGAGGGCGAGGGCGACCCUUUUUACGAGGUUCUGGGCAUCGUGACCCUGGAGGACGUCAUCGAGGAAAUCAUCAAGUCAGAGAUCCUGGAUGAGACCGACUUGUACACUGACAACAAGACGAAGAAGAAAAUCACCCAUCGGGAGAGGAAGCAAGAUUUCUCGGCCUUCAAGCCUACUGACAAUGAAAUGAAGGUUAAAAUAUCACCUCAGCUUCUGCUGGCUACCCUGCGUUUCCUAGCAACAGAGGUGGAGCCCUUCGCGCCGGUGCAGAUGUCGGAGAAGAUCCUCCUGCGCCUGCUGAAGCACCCCAACGUCAUCCAGGAGCUGAAGUACGACGAGAAGAACAAGCGGGCCGUGGAGCACUACCUCUUCCACCGGAACAAGCCCGUGGAUUAUUUCAUCCUCAUCCUGCAGGGGAAAGUGGAGGUGGAGGCAGGAAAAGAGGGGAUGAAGUUUGAGGCGGGGCCCUUCUCUUUCUACGGGAUGAUGGCGCUGACCACCUCGCCAGUGCCUCUCUCCCUGUCUCGGACGUUUGCGGUCAGUAGAGCUGAAUCAUUAGCGGGAUCUCCAGAGAAUAAAUCUCCUCCGCGGCCGUUUGGACUCAACCACUCGGACUCGCUGAACCGCAGCGAGCGGCUGGACGCCAUCACCCCGACGCUGGGCAGCAGCAACAACCAGCUCAACUCCUUCCUGCACAUCUACGUGCCCGACUACUCCGUCAGGGCGCGCUCCGACCUGCAGUUCAUCAAGGUAACGCGGCAGCAGUACCAGAACGCCGUCAUGGCGUCGCGGAUGGACAAGACGCCUCAGUCCACGGACAGCGAGUUCACCAAGAUCGAGCUGACGCUGACGGAGCUCCACGACGGCGUGGAGCCCCCCGCCGCCGUGGUGACGGGCGUGGCCGGCGGCGCCGUGGCCGUGGCCGUGGCCAACGAGACUGCCCACCUGCUCAGCCAGCAGCAGAACUGUGUGGGCCUGAGCAGGAGCAACCACAGCAGCGCCCACAACGAGGGGCCCAUCUAGCAGCCGCCCGGCCCGGUGGAGGCCCGGACCCCCACCCUGUCCCGCGGACACGCGCGCACGCACGGAGCAGCGGCCGGAGCUGGACAUGAGGGAACGCGGGGAAGCGGAGGCGGGGGGAAGUGAGGGUUCUGCUCCGACCAGUAGCCCCCA
Molecule: messenger RNA, 2874 nt
Organism: Salarias fasciatus (jewelled blenny)
Lineage: Eukaryota; Metazoa; Chordata; Actinopteri; Blenniiformes; Blenniidae
Gene: cnnm2b
Product: cyclin and CBS domain divalent metal cation transport mediator 2b
Exons: 8
Coding region: 166-2724 (852 amino acids)
Biological process (GO): transport; magnesium ion homeostasis
Cellular component (GO): plasma membrane
Molecular function (GO): magnesium ion transmembrane transporter activity
Source: RefSeq, a predicted model, not a curated record